Rhodamnia argentea is the source of this 1763-nucleotide messenger RNA. RefSeq names its product UDP-glycosyltransferase 73C3-like. Lineage: Eukaryota; Viridiplantae; Streptophyta; Magnoliopsida; Myrtales; Myrtaceae. The coding region runs from base 105 to 1604 and encodes 499 amino acids. The transcript has a single exon. The record is from RefSeq and is a predicted model, not a curated record. Gene Ontology annotation, molecular function: UDP-glycosyltransferase activity.
UUCACCUAAACCUUAUCCUCCACCGCCCUUGAAGCCCUCCAUCAUCAACUCUUCUUCGUCCUCCUCCCCAAAAAACAAAAAGAAAGAAAGAAAACAAGAAAGAGAUGGGCUCCGAAGCUCAAGAGCUUCGUUUCCUUCUCAUCCCUCUCAUGUCCCAAAGCCACCUCCUCCCGUUCACGGGCAUGGCCAAGCACCUCGCCGCUCACGGCGUCUCCGUCACCGUCGUCAUGACUCCUCUCAACGCGCUCCGGUAUAAAUCUGUCUUGGAUCACGCCCGGACCUUGGGUCUCGCCAUCCACUUCCUGACUCUCCCUUUCCCAUGCAAAGAGGCCGGCCUCCCCGAGGGCUGCGAGAACAUCGACUCGCUCCCCUCGUCGGACCUCAUGACCGCCUUCUUCGACGCGAGCAACAUGCUGCAAGGGCCCCUCGAGAAGCGCCUUGAGGCCAUGGAGGACAAACCCAGUUGCAUCGUCACCGACAUUUGCUUUCCUUGGACCACCGACGUUGCCCUAAAGUUUGGCCUUCCGAGGAUCGUGUUCCACACCAUUUCUUGCUUCACCCUCUUGUGCUCCCACAGCAUCAGCCGCUCCGACGUCAUGGGGCGGGUCAAGGGCGACGACGAGCCGUUCGUCGUCCCGGGCCUCCCUGACAAGAUCGAGUUCACCAAGGCCCAGCUUCCGCAGAUGAUGAAGGACGGCCUCGACGACUUGGAGGACCUCCUGGACACGUUCAAGGCGGCCGAGCUCACAGCCGACGGCGUGUUGGUGAACUCCUUUGAGAAGCUAGAGAAGAAUUACGUGAAAUGUUAUCAAAAGGUCGUGAAGAAACUGUGGUGCAUUGGGCCUCUGUCGCUGUCCCCAGGGGUUGACUCCGCCAAGCUCGACAGAGGCAACAAGCCCUCCAUCGACCCGAACCGGUGCCUAGAUUGGCUGGACUCUAGGGACCCGAAGUCCGUGCUUUACGUGUGCUUUGGUAGCCUUUGCCACGUGUCGGCCUCGCAGCUCGUGGAGCUCGCCUUGGGGCUUGAGGCCUCGCGCUGUUGCUUCAUGUGGGUGAUAAGGAAAGGCGACCACUCACAAGAGCUAGAGAAGUGGCUCUCGGAGUAUGGGUUCGAGGAGAGGACCCCGGGGCGGGGCCUCAUCAUCAGGGGAUGGGCCCCUCAGGUCAUGAUCCUGUCCCACCCGUCUGUUGGCGGGUUCAUGACGCACUGCGGGUGGAACUCGACCCUCGAGGCGGUGACCGCCGGAGUGCCCAUGAUAACCUGGCCCAUGUUUGCCGAGCAGUUCUACAAUGAGAAGCAGAUCGUGCAGGUGCUCCGCAUCGGGGUGAGCCUCGGAGUUCGGAGACCGGCGGAGUGGGGGGAGGAGGAGAAGGGUGGCGUGAUGGUGAGCAGGGAGGCCGUGCAGCACGCGAUCGGGCGGUUGAUGGACGAAGGAGAGGAAGGCGCCGAGAGGAGGCUGAGGGUGAAGGAGCUGGGCGAGGCCGCAAGGCGGGCAGUCGAGGAGGGCGGGUCGUCCUAUCUUAACAUGUCUCUAAUGAUCCACUAUGUCCGAAAGAUGCAAAACCGCAAGAGAUCGAUGACCAGAUUAAUGAGACAUUACUAGUCGCGCCGUGUUAUGCAUUCUUGAUGGGAGUCGUCCUCCACAAUUAGAGUUAUUGAGCCGUCUAGUUUUACCUAACUUCUAAUUUGAGAUUAAAGUACCUAUGUGCUAUAUUUUGAUGCAAUUAACCAUCCAUUCUUGAUAAUUUAGUACUCGUAUUAC